CCUGUGAUGAGGUAACGUAUCUAAGAUCCAUGCUACCUGCUUACAACUUCAAGAAACUCCCAGAGAAAAUGAGAAAAUGAUGAAAAACAUCUCCAACCCAGGGAACAUAUAUGAAUAUCUUGGCCACAGAAGAUGCAUAAUGUUUGGGGAAAGACAUUUGGCAAGAAAGAGAAACAAAAAUCACCCUUUGUUGGAAGUGUUAGGUGCUUCCUGUCUCUCUACAGACCGGGAGAAAGAAUUGGAAGCCUUCCAAGUGGCACAGCAAAAGUGUUUGCAUCAGAAGAAAGGACAAGUAGUUCUGUAUGAAGGUGGAAAAAGCUAUGGAAAAAGCCAGCUGUUGGCUGAAAUAAACUUCCUGGCCCAGAAGGAAGGGCAUAGCUACCUUCACAGGUGCUUUGGAAACCCCCUUUAUUGUGAGGUGCUAUGCCAAGACCUUCUCUGUAAGGACAUAUUGCUCUUUCAUGACCUACAAAAGGAGGAAGAGGAAAACAGCAAGUGGGAAAAUCUCUCAGCCAUUGCCAUGAAAUCCACAAUGUAUAGUAUUUCUCCUGCCAACUCUGAAGAAGGUCAGGAACUUUAUGUCUGCACAGUCAAGGAUGAUGUAAACUUGGAUACAGUGCUUCUCCCACCCUUUUUGAAAGAAAUAGCAGUAAGCCGACUCGAUCAACUGAGCCCAGAGGAACAGUUGCUGGUCAAAUGUGCUGCAAUCAUUGGUCACUCCUUCCAUACAGAUCUGUUGCAGCACCUCCUGCCUGGCUGGGAUAAAAAUAAGCUACUUCAGGAGUUGAGAGCUCUUGUGGAUAUACAUGUGCUCUGCUGGUCUGAGAGGAACCAAGAGCCUCCUAAUGAGCCCAUAUUAGUGCCUUCCUCUAUCAACAUCACUGAUCAAACCAAAGAGAAGACAAAGUUAGAUGGUGAUUCGACCUCUCUUCUCACACUACAAGAAGAAUUAUCCCUACCUCAAACUGAGGUGUUGGAAUUUGGAGUGCCUCUACUACGGGAAGCUGCUCGGGAGCUCUGGCCCAAGGAACAGCAGACAGCUCUGCACCUUGAAUGUGCCUGCUUUCUCCAAGACUUGGCCUGCCGCUGUGGGAACUGUCAUGGAGGAGACUUUGUCCCUUUUCAUCAUUUUGCAGUUUGUUCUACUAAGAGUUCCAAGGGGACCUCUGGAUUUUGUACUUACAGAGAUACUGGCUCAGUGCUAACACAAGUGAUGACAGACCAAUUGCAGCUGCCUUCUCCCCAAGAACAGAGGAAGAGUUCCUAGAUCAAGUGAAGAGGAAGCUGGCUCACACCAGCCCUGAGACAGACCUGUUGACCACAAAGCCUUGUCACUGAUUGCUAUGUCGGCCCUUUAGUGAGUGUCUGCAUUUCAUUCAAAUCUAUGAGCACAGCUGUGUUCUAAUCGCUCAGAGCAAUGUCAUGCUGGGAUCCACUCCUCCCUGGCUAUGUGGCCCACUUUGCCAUCAGUAACUCCUCCCUGUUCCCCUAGUCAUGAGUGAAUAUGUUGAAUGAGGACCUUUUACUUUAAAGAGUUCUUCUCUCAAUGUGUGACCUGCCCUGUCUAUCACCAGUGGGUAUCUGAGCUUAAGGCCUCUGUAAUGAGGUGUGAAAAGAGGGAAUUCAUAUCCCUGACUAAGAGCAUCAGGCCGUUUGAUACCUGCUUCACCAGGAUUUGGAUAAAAGGAGACUUUCUGGAGGAAGAGAACUCUUAGAAAUUUAGGAAUACAGAGUAAGCAUUUCUUCCUGGAACCCUUGUGUGAGAGACAUAAAGAUUGUCUUAGAUUCUUACUCACAACCAGUCAAAGGCUGCACCUCUGAAGUAAAAAGGGACACACAGAUAUAAGGAGUUAGUCCUUGCUCUAGAGG
Molecule: messenger RNA, 1869 nt
Organism: Saimiri boliviensis boliviensis (Bolivian squirrel monkey)
Lineage: Eukaryota; Metazoa; Chordata; Mammalia; Primates; Cebidae
Source: RefSeq, a predicted model, not a curated record